Molecule: messenger RNA, 2036 nt
Organism: Kockovaella imperatae
Lineage: Eukaryota; Fungi; Basidiomycota; Tremellomycetes; Tremellales; Cuniculitremaceae
Product: lanosterol 14-alpha-demethylase
Exons: 10
Coding region: 58-1782 (574 amino acids)
Molecular function (GO): monooxygenase activity; heme binding; oxidoreductase activity, acting on paired donors, with incorporation or reduction of molecular oxygen
Source: RefSeq, a predicted model, not a curated record
CUGUGUCCGUCUCUCCUUCUCUCUUGAGGUAGCUCACAGGAGUCCAAGUCAAUCACCAUGGACGUCUUCAAUAACCCCUUCGUGGCCAAUAUGAUGAUGAAUACUGGCAGAGGAUUCAAUCGUCAGCCGACUGAAGCGCAAAGAGAGUUUGCGCGAAACUUCAGAGAGGGCAAGAUCCAACCAAUUGACCCGACCAUCCCUCUCUAUAUCUUGUCAUCUAUCGCCAUCUUGCUCUUCACCGUGGUGGGGUCCAACCUCAUGCAGCAAUUUUUAGCACCGCGUGACCCGUCUCAUCCUCCUGUCGUCUUGCACUACUUUCCCUGGUUCGGGUCUGCCUACUCUUACGGAACGGACCCUUACAAGUUCCUCUUCAAGUGCAGAGCAAAGUACGGCGAUGUCUUCACCUUCAUCAUGUUUGGACGAAAGAUGACUGUCGCGCUCGGACCCAAGGGUAACAACUUGUCGCUCGGGGGUAAGGUCUCUCAUGUAUCUGCUGAGGAUGCGUACACGCACCUCACCACUCCUGUCUUCGGCAAGGGGGUCGUUUACGAUUGCCCGAAUGAAAUGCUGAUGCAACAAAAGAAAUUCAUCAAGCACGGACUCACGCCUCAGGCCUUCCAGACUUACGCGCCGCUCAUAUGGCAAGAGACCCACCAAUUUUUCGAGCAAGAAAAAGGUUUCAAUGUCUAUCCCGGUCCAAAAUCCUACGAAGCCAUCAAAUUCUUCUCUGAGCUCAUCAUCCUCACUGCUUCCCGAACUCUCCAAGGGAAAGAAGUACGGGCGGGUCUCACGUCUAGCGCGGCAAAGCACUUUGAGCACCUUGACAAGGGUUUCACUCCCAUCAACUUUCUGUUCCCCAACCUCCCUCUACCCAGCUACAGGAAACGUGACAAGGCUCAAAAGGCCAUGUCGGACUUUUACUUGGAGAUCAUGCGCAAGAGGAGAGAGGGAGAGAGCGAUGUAGAUGAGCACGACAUGAUUGCCGCGCUCACCGGAAAUGAAUACAAGGACGGCACCCCAUUGACGGACCGAGAUGUCGCCCACAUGAUGAUUGCCAUCUUGAUGGCUGGUCAACACACCUCUUCGGCUACCUCAUCCUGGACACUGCUUCAUCUUGCCCAGAAGCCCCUCAUCUUCAAAGCGCUCUUUGAGGAGCACAGAGACUUGUUCCAGAAUGAGGACGGCACUUGGGAAGAUGUGACAUACGAGAGCACCAAGGAAAUGCCACUCAUGGCCGCUGUCAUCCGUGAAACUCUCCGAAUGCAUGCUCCUAUCCACUCGAUCUAUCGAAAAGUUCUCCAGGAUCUCGAGGUCCCUCCGGCCCUUGCCGCUGGUGGAAACGGAUCCCGUCCUUACGUGGUUCCCAAGGGUCACUUUGUUGUCGCUGCUCCUGGUGUGUCCGCCAUGGACCCGAAGGUCUGGCCCGAUGCAGACAAAUGGGACCCUUUCAGAUGGCUCGAAGACAAGGGUAUGGCACAAGAGGCCUUGGAUUCAUACUCUGGCGCAACGUCUGAGCAGAUUGAUUACGGUUUCGGUCAAGUCAGCAAGGGUACCGAAUCGCCAUACAUGCCUUUCGGAGCUGGUCGACAUCGUUGUGUAGGAGAACAAUUCGCCUAUUUACAAUUGUCGGUCAUCAUGUCGUACAUUGUCAGGAACUAUGAUAUUCAGCUGUUGGGAGCUUUCCCUCAAACCAACUACAACACCAUGAUCGUACUCCCUCUCAACGGCUAUGUCACUUUCAAGAAGAGGGGACAGAGCAAGUGGAUCUUGUCCACCAAGUAAAUAAAGGCACUUUUCCUGCCUCGGAUCCCGUUGGACCGUUAACAAUCGUGGGUAAUAGACUAGGACCAUGUGACUGGCAGGGAGCUUCAUCUCUGCAUUGGAACGUAUGCGCUUUGUGGCAAUGAAACAUACCAUGACAUUGGCCGAGACCUCUUUUCGUGCAGAAUGUGGAACACUGACGACAAGCUUGCCUAAUGCGCGCCAAUUCUUUUGAGUUGCUUGAUGAGAAAGAUUGCAUGCCUACGUAACAAGAG